Messenger RNA from Paralichthys olivaceus (Japanese flounder), 1186 nucleotides. RefSeq names its product methyltransferase 1, tRNA methylguanosine (gene mettl1). The record is from RefSeq and is a predicted model, not a curated record. Gene Ontology annotation, biological process: tRNA methylation; RNA (guanine-N7)-methylation. Gene Ontology annotation, cellular component: tRNA methyltransferase complex. Gene Ontology annotation, molecular function: tRNA (guanine(46)-N7)-methyltransferase activity. Lineage: Eukaryota; Metazoa; Chordata; Actinopteri; Pleuronectiformes; Paralichthyidae.
CCCCCCCAACCCCACAGUGAAGACGCUAAGUGAUGACGACAUCACGCCGCGACCUUCUCACAUGCAGGGAAAGUAAACUAGUAACAACUCGCGUGGAAACACGGCCCUGUGUUUAUCUCGCAUUAAGGUGACGGGGUGGAUAUUGUCGUGAGUGCCGUUUGAAUCGUGUGACUCCACCAUGAGUUCGUCAAUGCCUCAGAAGAAGUUCUACAGGCAGCGAGCCCAUUCGAACCCUAUGGCUCAUCACUCGUUUGACUAUCCUGUGUGUCCAGAGGAAAUGGACUGGUCCACGCUGUAUCCACAAGUCUUCACUGGAGACCAGCCUGAGAGAGAGACCCCCCGGGUGGAGUUUGCAGACAUUGGAUGUGGAUAUGGAGGUCUAUUAGUGGAGUUAUCUCCACUUUUUCCAGAGAAUCUCAUCCUGGGCCUGGAGAUCCGGGUCAAAGUUUCGGAUUAUGUUCAGGAUCGUAUCAAAUCCCUACGUGCUGCUGAACCAGGGAGCUACCAGAACAUCGCCUGCCUUCGCAGCAAUGCAAUGAAGUAUCUGCCCAACUUCUUCACUAAAGGACAGCUCAGUAAGAUGUUCUUCCUCUUCCCUGACCCUCACUUUAAGAAGACCAAGCACAAGUGGAGGAUCAUCAGUCCCACGUUAUUGGCAGAGUAUGCCUACACACUGAGAGUCGGGGGUUUGGUGUACACAAUCACAGAUGUGGAGGAAGUUCACCUCUGGAUGGUGAAGCACUUCACUGAACAUCCACUGUUUACACGCAUGUCUGAUGAAGAACUGGUCGGGGACGUUAUCAUCAGUCGUUUGGGUACAUGUACAGAAGAAGGAAAGAAAGUGCAGAGAAACGGAGGGAAGAAUUUCCUCGCUGUUUUCCGGCGGAUUGAGAAUUUUAAUUAAGACCCAACACUUUGGAUGUGAAGGAAACUGGAGUAAUGGUCUUACACAGUCAUUCAUGAACUGCUCACUCUGUGGAAAUGGAGGUGAGGGCUUGCAGAUGAACACCGUUUUUGUUUUAUAAAGUUUUGCUUCAUUUCCUGAUGGAGGAUUUUUUUUUUGUCACGUUAUUUAUUUCCUUCAUUCACAUUCACACAGGAUCUGUAUUCAGGACUGACGUGUAAGCUCUUUUCAGAAGCUUCUUUUAACUUUUGCCUCUUUUUUCAAAGAUCAUUGUUUCAUUUC